This is a messenger RNA of Pseudoliparis swirei, 4733 nucleotides long. Its product is annotated as secretory carrier-associated membrane protein 1-like. Bases 177 to 1190 code for a protein of 337 amino acids. Gene Ontology annotation, biological process: protein transport. Lineage: Eukaryota; Metazoa; Chordata; Actinopteri; Perciformes; Liparidae. Gene Ontology annotation, cellular component: recycling endosome membrane; trans-Golgi network membrane. The transcript has 9 exons. The record is from RefSeq and is a predicted model, not a curated record.
UUCACUUCCGACCGUCAGUGUCAUCUAUCUGGCGUCUACCUCUGGCUUGCCUUUUUUUUUUUUUCACGGGAGUGGGUUUGAAAGAAGCUAGCUCUAAUUUGGCUCAUAAUCUAUUUUAAAAAAUAAGAAUUUGGGUGGGUUUCGAGACACAUUUCAACGGAAAGACACCGGAGAGCAUGUCAGAUUUCGACAGCAACCCGUUCGCGGAACCGGAGAUCAACCACCCGUUUCAGGAUCCAUCAGUGACACAAGUACGCCAGGCUGCUCCUCCGGGGCUGGAGGAGUACAAUCCCUUCACAGAUGCCAAACCAAUGCCUCCGGGUAUGGCGCCCAAGGCCGCGCCGCCCGCCAUGAACACGCAACCCGCCAUCAUGAAACCCACGGAGGAGCCUCCGGCCUACACGCAGUCUCGGGCGCAGGACCAGUCGGGAGCAGCAGCUGAGCUGUUGAGGAGACAGGAGGAGCUGGAGAGGAAAGCUGCCGAGCUGGACCGCCGGGAGAGAGAAAUGCAGUCUUUCAGCGCUUCAGGAGGCAGGCAAAACAACUGGCCCCCCCUCCCGGAGAAGUUACCCGUGGGACCCUGUUUCUAUCACGACAUCACCGUGGACAUUCCUGUCGAGUUCCAGAAGACGGUCAAGAUUAUGUACUACCUCUGGAUGUUUCACACGGGGACGCUGCUGGCCAACAUGGUGGGCUGCCUGGCCUGGUUCUGCGUGGACACGGUGCGCGGGGUGGACUUCGGCCUGUCCAUCCUCUGGUUCAUUCUCUUCACGCCGUGUUCGUUCAUCUGUUGGUACAGACCGCUUUAUGGAGCGUUCAGGAGUGACAGCUCAUUCAGGUUUUUUGCGUUCUUCUUCGUGUACAUCUGUCAGUUUGGCGUCUACUUGUUCCAGUGCAUCGGCAUCACGAGUUGGGGCGCCAGCGGGUGGAUCUCCGCUUUGACCGGCCUGAAUCGCAGCAUCCCAGUGGGCAUCAUAAUGAUCCUCAUCGCUGCCCUCUUUACCUCAGAGGCCGUCCUGUCCCUCAUCAUGUUCAAAAAGGUCCACGGGAUGUACCGGACCACCGGGGCCAGCUUUGCGAAGGCCCAGCAGGAGUUCGCCACGGGCGUCAUGUCCAACAAGACGGUCCAGACGGCCGCUGCGACCGCCGCCACCAGGGCUGCACAGGAGAGCUUCAAGGAGCAGAUCUGAUUGGCUCAGAGAGCGCCCUCAUCUCCCCGUCCUCAUCUCCCCACCCUCUUCUGCUCACACCCAGCUUCCACUUGAGCCAACUGCCCUGGAGAGUGUGUGUGGGUGUGUGCUUGUGUGUGUAUGCUUUUGUGCCUCUUUUAAAUGUCGGGUCCGUCCUCUGUAGACAUCUUGUAAUGCAACUGAAGUCCGACUUUCUAUCGUCAUUUGGGCAUUUACCCCUUAAAAUCGUCCCCAGCGAUCCUUCCCCUGAUUCAUCAGCCUAUUCGCCCACUUCCUAUUUUUAGAUGAAUUAAUUACUGGACAAAUGGAAGUCACGUAGUACUCUCUAGUUUUCUGUUAAUGCACACAUGCAGUGGCACUCUCUCGGUUCGCUUGGCUGCUUUCCAUGAGUUCAUGGUGUAGCUCUGCUGCCCCCUGGUGGAGCGACCACGUAUUGCUGAAGAUGAAUGCUGUGCAUUCCAGUUCUCUGCCUGCCUGCUGUUUUUUUUGUUUUUUUUAGCAUGCGCGUAAUCUUACGAUCUUAAAGUCGUGCUUCCCAAAAUCGUUCAAAUAUCUCAUUAUCAAACAUCUCAAUAUCAAACAUCUCAAUAUCAAACAUCUCAUUAUCAAACAUCUCAAUAUCAAACAUCUCAUUAUAAAACAUCUCAAUAUCAAACAUCUCAUUAUCCCAGGAAACAUCAUCUCAAAUUGUUCCUGCAAAGAUAUUCAACGCACAGCGAUGCGCCACUUUGGUUCAAACCGAGACAUAAAAAAUAAAAAAAAGAAGUUAUCACCGUGAGAGUUUGUGCAUGUGCUCCUGAUCCCCAGAGGGUGAUCCCCCGUGACUCCUCCUUCUAGCGCCAUUCCCCACAACGUGGUCACCGUCUAACGCACGUCGUACCUGCUGAGCAACAACAGAAUAACGACUGGAGUCGUACAUCAGUGUUUUAAAUGAAUUUGAGAUAUUUUGCCCGUAACGGUCUAUGUAUCUAUUAUGAACGUACGCCGCCAAGUUGCACUUUAAAUCUUUGUCUGCACACUGUAAUCCGUGCAAACGGAAAGGAUACCUAUAAAAAAAAUGUCCGCUCGCCUUCCCGCUCAUUACUUCUGACAUUUCAAGUUCAGCAUCGUCUUCACGCGAAGCCUCCAUUCUUGUGUAGUUUCCUAAGAAGUAAAUUGAAACUGACACUGUUGACGUACAGUCAAGAGAUAUAUCCUGGGUUACCGAUGCAUGUUCAUACAGCUGUUUGUUUUCUAAAGAGGAAAGUGCAACUCGUCUCCAGCGUGGAGAAUUACCUCAGUGUUGACUCAGGAUGUUCACGCAUCACGAGGUGAAAAGAUGAUCUGCGAUUGUGUGAAAUUGGACCCGUAACUGGCCCCCGGUUUUAAAUACAUGUGAUUUAAAUCAAUAUAUACAUAUAUGUAUGCGUGUGUGUGUGGAUGUAUGUGUGUUUAUAAAUAUAUAUAUAUAGGUGUGUAUAUAUUUUUGUAUAUGUAUGUAUGUACAUAUAUAUAUAUAUGUGUAUAUAUUUUUAUGUGUGUAUGUAUGUACAUAUAUAUAUUAGGGCUGUCAAUCGAUUAAAAAAAUUUAACUAAUUAAUCGCACAUUUUGAAAUUGCGAUUAAUUAAUCGCAAUUAAAAGUUAAAAGUUCAUUCUUUUUAAAGACCAAACUUCACACAGAGCUGUGUUUCAAAGAGGCUCCUACCUAUAAAGUGCCAGCGAGGUAUUUAAUAUUGUGGAUGAUAAAUUGUUUCUUCAGUGAAACAUCAGAUUAGUAAAAAAAAAAAAUAUAUUGAGACCCCAUUGGUCCUGUCAUCUUUAACACUGAACAGCAGAACCAGUGGCCUUGGUAACUGACUGACAUUCAAAUAUGUCACGUUAACCCUCUGGAGGCUGGGGGCAUUUUAUACAUUUUACAACAACAACUAAAUUCACCUUUUAAAGGCGUUUUCAUAUGACACAUACCCACGUGUUCUACAUCAAACAUUCCAGAACAAUCUCAGCUCUAUUCAAUGAGGCUCAGUUGUCCUGGUGCCGUGUUCUCUGCUCUCUGACUGACAGGCUGCUAUAGAGCCUCACCCGUGAGGUGGGAGGUCCUUUGUGAUUUACUGGGUGUUCAUUGGUUGGUUUUUUCCCAAAAUGUUGACAGACAAACGGAUUGACCAAUCACGUUGAAGGUUUCGUGUGACGAGUUCUUUCCGCGCCGCGUCCCCCGACACGUCGCCCUCCGUUCCUCUGUGUAUCAGAGGGGGAGACGGGAGGAAGGAGGAGCAGGAGGAAACCCGACUGAUUCAUCCACGAGUUAAACUGAUUUCUGCUUCUUAUUUUCGCGGAAAAAUAAUUGUUUUAAAAACGGAAACAGUGUUAAACCGCACUGCCGCGGUUUGACACUCGGAAGUAAACAAAGUUGCGUUAAUUGCGUUAAAAUAUUUUAGUGCGUUAACUCGGCCAAAUUAAUCGCAUAGAUUAACGCGUUAACGCUGACAGCCCUAAUAUAUAUAUAUAUGUGUGUAUAUAUUUUUAUAUAUGUGUAUGUAUAUACACAUAUGUGUGUGUGUGUAUAUAUUAUGUGUAUAUAUAUGUGUGUGUGUGUGUGUAUAUAUAUGUGUGUAUAUAUAUAUUAUGUGUGUAUAUAUGUAUGUGUAUGUAUACAUGUGUAUAUAUGUAUACAUGCAUAUGACAAACAAAUGGAGCCAGUAAUGUUGAGGUGGUUUUCUGAUAGUUUGCAUAUUCAUCAUUUGACAAUUGUGGCUCGACUUUCUCUGAACUCCAGAAAUCAAAUCUGACGCUAAUUAUUUUUUUUACGGUCCAUUUCAUUUCCAGUAUGUUGUCCAUUAAAAAUAAAAAGGUUUCCUUUAUGUGUGCAAAGCGGUUUGAAUGCAUCUGAUCUCUUCGUUUAAAACCAGUUCAGCCUUUGUGUGUAUUUGAUGUGCAGGAGUGUAAAUAGAGGGCAUUUUGGGCCUUUAAGUCUUAACCUGUGUGCGGAGCAGAGUCCGGCUGGGGGUCUGGGGUCCUUCUUGACUUCUUUUCUUCAAAGAUUCCUGCUACAUUCCUUGUUUAGUUCUCUUACUCACUUCUCCUUUUUUUGUAUUUCACACUGGUUUGAUUUUAACCGGUGCCUGUUGUAUUCCUCAGUACAUUUAUUUUACAAAACAACAUGAGAUUGUUUCCUUCAAAAGAAUCAAACCGAGUGGCACUCUCCAGUAUUUCGCUGUUUAUUAUUGAUUUGCUUAAAACAAAAAACAAAAACCCUGUAAAAUGUGAGCUGUGUGACGUGCUGUAGGUGGGAUGUGGCUUCAAGCUGUGCUUUCAUGGUCAACAUGGUGGUAGAAACACUUGGCAAUUAACUCAUGAGCAUCUCUUAACUAUAUAAAAAAAUAAUUAAAUUAUUGAAGCAUAAAUAGUACGGGAUGUUUGUAUAUUUUGUACUAUUAUGGGCUAUCUGCGCUACGAUUGGUGUAAUUUAAAGAUGCACUCUGGUUUGACCUUCAGUCGCAUGUUGAGUAGUUUUGAGUUUUGUAUAUUUAUUGUAUUAACACUGAAUAAAACUUCUUCUGUAUGUG